Molecule: messenger RNA, 3170 nt
Organism: Exserohilum turcica Et28A
Lineage: Eukaryota; Fungi; Ascomycota; Dothideomycetes; Pleosporales; Pleosporaceae
Exons: 2
Coding region: 1-3030 (1009 amino acids)
Biological process (GO): positive regulation of TORC1 signaling
Cellular component (GO): cytoplasm
Molecular function (GO): protein binding
Source: RefSeq, a predicted model, not a curated record
AUGGAAGCAGCCAUCAGAUGGUCAACGCACUCCACACGAGCCGAUCCCCGCUUUAUAAUCAUCGACGUGGCGGGAAAUCGGCUGCGUCUGUGCCAGGUUGACGAGUUCAGUAAGAGCAAGGUCAACUACAAACAAAUAUGUAUCCGCGAUAAGCUGCCAAACUACACGGCCUUCGACUGGUCCAAGAAAGACCCGGCUAUUGUCGCGAUAGGAUCAGCCUCUGGAGAGGCUACAGUUAUUUCACUUGAUCCAGACAAGCCUGAUAGCGACUACAUUCACUCUUUCUCCAUCCGGCAUCAAAGAAAAUGCAACUCCAUUGCCUUCAGCUCCAAGAACCUGCUGGCUGCCGGUCUGGACCGAGUUCGCAAUGAUGUCUGUCUCAACAUCUACGAUAUGAAUGAUUCACGCGUCACAGCCAGGGAUGAGCCGUACAAGAAACUAGCAAGCUCAGAGGCCAUCUCGAGUAUCAAGUUCUUUGACCGACAGCCUGAAAUGCUCGUGGCAGGUGUAUCGAGGCAAUACGUGCGCAUCUACGAUCUCAGAGACUCUAGCACAGCGGGCAUCGCACAGUUUCAGACGCGCCAGGUGCACAACAUAGCUAUAGAUCCGCUAGACGAGAACUAUUUUCUGUCCGCGGGCUCGGCGGGUGAUCCAACUGUGACAGUCUGGGACGCACGUUUUGUUAAGCAGCGCGGAACAUCCGGUGACAGCGUUAGCAGCGGCGCCGUCUUGGACUUCAAGCCCAUAGUGGAUAACUCGCAGUCUGCAUCGAUAUGGAGUCUUCGGUAUUCCGGCACCAAGAGGGCGACUUUCGGUGUGCUGGCCAAUACCGGCGAAUUCAAGGUUAUUGAGCUUGCUCAGCACUCGCAUCAGCCGGUGGAGACUGCAGACACGCCCUUUGCACGCGCAUGGGCGUCUCCUUACUACACGAAAGCAAUGCAUACCUUGCGGUAUCCAGCGCAUGAUAAGGAGCAUCGCCAAAGUAACAAACAACGCAUAGUAGCAUACGAUUUUAUGAGUGCUGGUAGCCCGCUCGAAGGGCAGUGUGCACUGGGUCUCCAUUCAAACCGCGAGGUCGAAGUGCUCAAAGUACCACGGUCGCCUCCACGCAUCAAUGUCAGCGCUUUAGAAGAGAUCUACAAAGACCGCACUUGCAUUGCUAAGCCAACUCCACCACAUGGCACAGUGGCCGAGGACUUGACCAGAUUACAAAACCGGGCACUGAGCGAAAAACACAGAACUGAGUCUGAAAAUGGCAUAGACAUGUCAGCCAGCCUGGACAGACUGAGCCUAACCGCUAGUCAACCAGGCCCUUCCGCGGCUCUGGGUGAAGAUGCAUCUCACCAGAUGCUCGAAGACCUCAAACUCGCCUACUCCAACCUUCCGCUUUCAGAUUAUCUCGCCGUACUACAGGUACCCAAAAGGCGCGUGCAAGAGGGCUAUUCACUCAACUGUGCUAAAAAUAAAACAAUCGUAGCCAACGACCGAACGCUGGUGGAUGCGUGGGCACUAGUGGACAGGAUGGACGCUCACGCUUCUGGAGAUGGCAUGGUAGGCAACGGGCUUGACCUAAAGUACCUGGGUGUAAGCUCGAUCUGGGCAAACGAACUAACAAUGUACGACGAGCGACUGAUUGAUCCAGACGCAAAAACAAGCCAAGAAAUGUUCCGUGAUGCGGUCAAGGAAAUCGCCGAAGCCAUGGAACUGCCCCCUUUCAAAGGCGUAUCCACCGAGUAUCCCGAGAACCGGCAGCUGUGUCUGAGCCUCUGCGGCUGGUCACUGGAGGAAUCUGGCGUCGAGAAAACGUGUAACGACCUCGUUUCCAACGGCGAAAUCUACAAGGCCAUUGUGCUAGCUGUGUUCCAAGGCCACAAAGACAUUGCCUUGAGUCUGCUCCGCACCUCACUUACAUCGAAGAAACUCCCAAAAGACGAUAUCAGUCUCGCGGCCGUCAUUGCCUGUGCCUCGCCUUCCUCGGGCGUCUCAGCCGACCAGCGCGAAGCAUGUGCGUGGAUGGCAGACAUGACUUCAGAUCCAUACCUCAAGUCCCUCCUUACGUACUUUAUCACAGGCGACUGGACAAGCGUAGUCCGCAUGCCGCAAAUCUCGCUUCACGACCGCGUAGCCGUAGCCCUCAAAUACCUGCCGGACACCAAGCUCUCGACGUUCCUCAGCGAAGCAACCAGCAUCGCCAUGGACACAGGCGACAUCUCUGGGCUGCUCCUUACGGGACUCACCACACGCUCCCUCGAGCUCCUCACAGUGCACAUCUCGCAGCACCCGAGCGCCGGCCUGCAAAACGCCGUGCUCCUCCUCAGCCGCGCAUGCCCGCUGUACAUCCAGGACGCGCGCUGGACCCUCUGGAAAGACACGUACCUCGAGCACCUACAAACGUACCGCGCAUUCCUCGAGCGCACCCGCUACAUCAAGGAACACAACCAGCUUUCGGUCACGCGCGAGGGCCGCAGCGUAAAUAAGCCCCAGCAGCCCAGCCUCACCAUCCGCUGCCUCAACUGCCAGCAGAAUCUCGCCCUGAGAAAAGAUGCUCGCACGGCUAAAUCAAGACUCUUGCCUACCAUGGCAAAAGCCUCGUCUGCCUCUGUUGCUGCUGCUGCCGCUGCUGCAGCCGCCGCCGCCGCUACGGGACCUCCACCACCAGGAGGAGGAGGAGGACCAGGUGCCCCAGUACCAUCUACCACACACCGCGCGACACCAUCUUCAUUCGCCAAACCGCCCGGGCCUCCCCAGCCAAGCAAGCCAUCAGCAUCCUCGACUCCAGGCCUCCAUUGUCCCAACUGCGCGGCGCAAAUGCCGCGAUGCGCGCUAUGCAUGUUGUGGCUGGGCACCCCGGAUCCCGCGCGCCAAGGCGGCUACGAGACGCUCAAGGGCGAGGACCGAGAGGCCCGCCUCAUGGUGUUUUGUAUGAGCUGUACGCAUGGCUUUCACGGACACCAUGCGCGCGAUUGGUUUGCUAAACACGCCAUGUGUCCGGUGCCGGAUUGCGGGUGCAUGUGUGGGCUGUUGAGGUGAGGUCAUGAGGUGAAGUCAUGAUGUAGAGAGAGAAAGAAGGGGGAUCACAGAAAGCAAAGGGAACGCAAAGCAAGGGUUUUGUAGUAUGUAUGUAUGUAUGCAUGCAUGUAAUCUAUAUCAGAAUUGGUCGUUUCCCAGAA